Molecule: messenger RNA, 533 nt
Organism: Oppia nitens
Lineage: Eukaryota; Metazoa; Arthropoda; Arachnida; Sarcoptiformes; Oppiidae
Exons: 2
Coding region: 74-427 (117 amino acids)
Source: RefSeq, a predicted model, not a curated record
AUAAAUCAUUAUUAUUGUAUUCAACAAAACAAUUGUUUUAUUUUUUUUUUUAAAUUCAAAACCUACAAAAAUAAUGUCAAAACUAUUGGUUUGUCUAAUGUUGGCCACACUGGCAGUGGUCAAUGUAUUGGCGGCUAAGUCCGACUGUGGCGGCGACGGCUGUAAAUGUGGUCUAUGGGUUGGCCAGUUUUGCGGCAAACGAACCAAUCGUGUGGACACUACUAGCGGAGGACUAAAAUACGGACCGGUACUCAAAGGUUGCGACUGUAAACCGGAUGCCAUCUACCAGUGCGGCGCAAAUCAGGCCGGUUUCGAGGCCUCCUAUAAUACCCAAUGUUUUCUAUGCAAUGAUGACAAAAACAAACCGGGAGUCGAUCGAUGUGUCGGCGCUUUUAGCAACAAAUUUGUAGCCAAAAUAAAACAUUAAUUGACUGACUGGACUCCCGGGUGGCCACAAUUGACCACAAAAAAGCAAAAGUUUUUCAGUUAAAUUUCUUGUUAAUUAUUAUUUUUUUUAAUUUUAUUUGUUUGUU